AUGUUGAAUGUCUUCACAACAUGGUGUGCGGGCGGUUUUUCAUCCGGUGCCACUGGGAUCCAGAAGGAAUUCGGUGUCUCUUCGGAAGUCACCACUCUGUGUCUGUCUCUUUAUGUGCUGGGAUAUGCCGUCGGCCCCGUUCUCCUAGCACCACUCUCAGAGUACUUUGGACGCCAACCAGUUUAUGUCGUCUCGUGGUUUCUGCUGUUUAUAUUCCAGCUCCCGCUCGCUCUGGCCCCCAAUAUCGGCACCAUUCUUGUCUGUCGAUUCAUCGCAGGAUGCGCAGGAGGGGCCCCGUUGACUAAUACUGGUGGAAGUAUUAGCGACUUGUGGGAACGCAAUGAGAGUGGUGGCCCCAUGGCCGUCUAUGGCCUUAGCAGCACCUUUGGCCCGCCUAUGGCUCUAGUGAUCACGGGCUAUAUCGGGCUGAAUGCUGGGUGGCGGAUGAUCUUCUGGGUGUUCAUGGCGAUGACUGGUGGCAUCUGGAUUCUCCUAGUCUUUACCGUUCCUGAAACACGACACACAAUCAUCUUGGAGAAGAAAGCAAGACGCGUGCGCAAGCAGAUGAAGAGGGAGACACUGCGAUCAGCAGAGUCAACGUUGGAUGUUCAUGCCAGCAGUCGCAAGGGACUACAUGAGUUGUUUGGCAUCACUCUCACUCGGCCUUUUCGCUUUUUGUUUUCAGAGCCGAUUACAACCUUCUCUGCCAUCUAUAAUGGGUUCCUCUACGGCCUGGUGUAUCUAUUCAACGAGGCCAUCCCCUUGGUGUUUGGUGCCCCGAAGGGCCACCCCUUCAAUACCGGCCAACAGGGUCUCGCAUUCCUGGGAAUGGCAGUCGGCCCCCUCAUUGCAUUCUGCCUGUACCCAUUGCAGGAACGAUACUAUCUGCGCCGUGUGGCUGAAAAUGAUGGAAAAGGAGUUCCGGAGGCUCGGAUGUGGAUGGCACGCGGGGGCGCCAUCUUGAUUCCCAUCAGCUUGUUUUGGUUUGGAUGGACCAGUUACCGUUCGGUUCACUGGAUUGUUCCAAUCAUUGCCUCCUCAUUCUUUGGUGCUGGAAUCUACAUUGUCAUUCUCAGCAUUCUCAAUUAUGUGGUCGAUAGCUAUCAGACCUACUCUGCCUCGGCCCUCGCAGGGGUCAUUUUGGUACGGAAUGUAGUUGGUGCUGGGUUUCCCUUGUUUGCUACGCAGAUGUAUGAGAAGUUGGAUUACGAAUGGGCCUCUAGUCUCUUGGGCUUCAUUUCGAUUCUAUUGGUACCGAUCCCGUUUAUCUUCUUCUACAAAGGCAAAGCGAUUCGACUUCGAAGCCCAUGGGCCCGGGAGCAUUUCGAUCAGAAUGAAGAUAACCCUCACUGA
Messenger RNA from Penicillium macrosclerotiorum, 1353 nucleotides. Its product is annotated as MFS transporter. Gene Ontology annotation, molecular function: transmembrane transporter activity. The transcript is spliced from 2 exons. Lineage: Eukaryota; Fungi; Ascomycota; Eurotiomycetes; Eurotiales; Aspergillaceae. The record is from RefSeq and is a predicted model, not a curated record. Gene Ontology annotation, biological process: transmembrane transport. Bases 1 to 1353 code for a protein of 450 amino acids.